AUGAAUUCUAUAUGCAAAGCACUUUCACCAUCAGAAUUCUCACGAAUUUUUCACUGUGAAACUGCUAAGGAUGCUUGGGAGAUUCUAGAAACCAUAUAUGAAGCAACUAAAUUGGUUAAAUCUGCAAAACUUCUAAAGUUAGUUUCUCAAUUUAAAGGAAUUAGAAUGUUGGAAGAAGAGACAUUUAAUGAGUUUUAUACCAAGAUAAGUGAUCUUCGUAACUCUAUGAUUAAUCUUGGAAGGAAAAUUUCUGAUACUAAACUCAUUAAGCAAAUCUUAAGAUCUCUUCCUGAAAGAUUUAGGAUAAAAGUUACCAUUAUUGAGGAACGCAAAGACCUUGACACAAUGAAAAUUGAAGAGCUAGUUGGCUCACCUCAAAUGUAUGAAUUUUCUUUCCCUCCCCUUAGGAAAACUAAGUCCAUUGCUCUCAAGGCUACUAAAGAAAAAUUCAAUAACUCCUCUGAUGAGGAGUCGAAUGAUGAUGAUGGAUUUAUUAUGUUUCCCAAAAAUUUUAGGAGGAUGAUAAGCUCUAGUAAAGGAAAAUUUAGGAGCAAGAACGCUAAAUAUUCUGAAAAUCUUAAAGGUGAUUUCAAAGGAACUGGUCAAGAAAAGUUUGAAUCUAACCAAAAUUAUCCUCGUGGUCCUAGAUGUUAUGAGUGCUCAGGGUAUGGUCAUAUUUGUGGUGAUUGUGGUAAUCUAAAACAAUCCAAAGGUAAAGCUCUUAAUGCUACUUUAAGUGAUGAAUCUAACUAUGAUAAAAUUGAUGAGACUUCUAGAAAUGACUCAAACUACUUAGCUUUUGCUACUUCAUAUGAUAGUCAUCAUGAGUCCAAUAAUUACUAUUUUGAAAAUAGUGAGUCAAAAGAUGAACAAAAUGAUCUUCAAAGCACCUAUAAUAAGUUGUUUGUGAAAUAUUCUGAGUUGAGAGAUCUAAACAAACGCCAUAUGAAAAGGCUUAACGAAUUUGAAAUUGAGAAAAUCAAAUUGAUUGAAAAAGUUAAGUCUCUAGAAGAUGAAUUGAGUGAAUCACAGAGUCAUUUGAAAAAUUUCUCUAAUGAUAUGCUUGUUCAAAUGCUAAAUGAUCAAAAGUGUUCCUCUGAUAAAUCUGGCAAAAUGAUCAAAAGUGUUCCUCUGACAAAUCUGGCUUAG
Alnus glutinosa is the source of this 1149-nucleotide messenger RNA. RefSeq lists its product as uncharacterized. The record is from RefSeq and is a predicted model, not a curated record. NCBI's taxonomy places the organism in Eukaryota, Viridiplantae, Streptophyta, Magnoliopsida, Fagales, Betulaceae. The transcript has a single exon. The coding region runs from base 1 to 1149 and encodes 382 amino acids.